AUGAAUGCUCCUAUCUUAAAUACUUCCAAAUUGAAUCAAUACUAUUUUAGUAUCAUUUAGACUGUGCAGUAUCUAAUAUUAUUUACAUUAUUAACUAUAACAUUUGUACAAUUAUAUUACUUAAACAGUUUUAAGAGUUUAUCAUAUGGCGAAGAAAUUUUCGAUGUAGAAUAUUAUGGAUUCAAAAUUUGUGUAUAGAUUUAACUUAUUUUCCAAUUCAUCUGA
Paramecium sonneborni is the source of this 225-nucleotide messenger RNA. Lineage: Eukaryota; Ciliophora; Oligohymenophorea; Peniculida; Parameciidae. The record is from the annotation of a GenBank genome assembly.